Messenger RNA from Nestor notabilis (Kea), 3102 nucleotides. It is a transcript of the gene THADA, whose product is annotated as thyroid adenoma associated. NCBI's taxonomy places the organism in Eukaryota, Metazoa, Chordata, Aves, Psittaciformes, Psittacidae. Gene Ontology annotation, cellular component: cytosol. Gene Ontology annotation, biological process: tRNA methylation. The record is from RefSeq and is a predicted model, not a curated record.
AUGGAGCCUCUGUCUCUUCAGUGGUGCCUAGUGCCAGGACAGGAGGCCAUGGGCACAGACUGCGACCCAGGGGGUCCUUCUGGACAUUCAGAAGUGCCAGAUGUGGCGUCAGGAUGCCUGACUGGUGACAGCAUCGGCACAGUGCUGUUACCCAGGGAAGCUAGAGAGUCUCCAUCCUUGGAGGAACUUGAAAGGUUUUCAGAAGCUGAAGAGCAAAACCUGGCAUCUCUACUUCUGCACUGUGCACAGCUGAGCAAUGGCAUCCAGCAGAUCCAAUGUAUUAAACAAAUUGUGCCAUUGGUGAAAAAGAUGAAUCAAAACUCUGCAUGUGAUCCCAUGGUUAAAGCUUGUUUUGAUAUUUUGGGCGAGACAUACUUUUCACUGGGUGUGAAGGAUCCUUUGAGAAAAGUGUUAGCAAGCAUGCAGGUAAUGUUCGCAGCUUCCUGUGCACCUUUUAUCGCUGCUCUAACUCUUGAUAGCUUUGAGGAAACAGAACUUUCAGUGCCUCACAGGAUUAGGCCAGUUCUUCAGUUUCUCCAGAAGUCACUACUUGACAUAGAGGAAGAAAACAGGCAAAAACAUGGAAAUUGUAUUGUUCAAACCCAGAUGAUGAACAACUUGCAGGUAGCUGUUAAAGUUUCAACUUUGCUCAUACCAAAGUUACAAGAAAUUAUCCAGGGAAGUCUUUGGAAACACCAUGAGUCUUUUAUAUGGCAAAGUAUGUGUAGUGUACUGAAAAGCUCUACAAACUUCCUAAUGGAUGCAACUCUCCAACAAACUGCUCAGACUACUGCAGGACUGGCCAUUAUUCUCUUUACUAAAGCUAUGUAUGAGCCAGUUGAAGGAUUCUUUGCUAAAGACUGUGCAGUCAGUGGCUUGCUUCUUGGGUCAAUGAAACACGCACAUGUGCCAUCAUGGUUUGUGAGUAGCUGUGGGACUUUGUGUAUGGAGGAACUCCCUGACUUGGUCUUUCUUUUUCUUUGCCAUGGAGCACUGGCUAUGCUGAAGUGGAAGAAUGGCAGCAUGGGUGAAAAUGGAGAGAAACUAUUGUUAGGUAUCAUAUCAGUCUUGUUGUCCUUGAGUUCAGAAUUAAAAGAAUCCAUUAUGACAGCAUCUUUAUCUAGAAUCCAUGCUAUUUGGACUAAUUCAGCACUGGCUGCCCUUAUUUCAGGCUGCCCAAAUCUAAGAAUCAAACUUAAUGGGAACUCAGACGUGAUUGGGAAGCUGCUGGAAUACAUUUAUACACACUGGGAACACCCUCUGGAUGCUGUUAGACACCAAACCAAAUUGAUAUUCAAGAAUCUUCUUCAGAUGCACUGAACCACCAUUAAUGGAUCCAAUGAAGAAUAGGAUCCUUUAAUUGCAAGGCUGAUAAAGCAUUUACUAAGCUUGGAAUGGUAUGUCAAAGGGAAAUACACUUCUCUUGGCUGUCUUGUGGAGCGUGUUGGCACUGAAAAUAUACUACAGUUGGACAGAACAAUUCUGCUACAUGAUGAUUGAUCAGUCUCUUGCACCUCUAGUGAUCUUUUGGAAACCCUGUUUAUAAAUCACAAAGUCCAUUUUACUUUGAGAUUUCAAGAAAGCACCUACUUUGACCAGUGGCAUGACAUCUGGGUUUCUCUUCUAGAUAUUUGUGAAGAGAACCAUGACCAAACUACUUAAGAUAGAUAUUUACCAGAAUUGCUCAAACCUAGCCCUGACAGUCUCAUGAUUAAAAUUCUUCAGAUUUCUGCAGAUGCUAAUCUAGGCUCUCGCAGCAGUGGAGGAGCCCCUGGAACAUUAAUAGCAUGCCUAAUAACAGCCAGGGCUCAUGGACACCUGUAACUUUUAAAUACCAUGAGCAAUGGUUUCUUAUCCACUGAAUGUAUAAGAUGGAUAGUUCUAGUUCAUCAGCACAAUCAGGUUUGCAUUAAUGCUAUAGGUUUACUAUGUGAAACCCAUUGUAGCACAGAAAUUGUGUCUGUGGAAGAAAUGCAACUGAUUCAGUUUUUCCUGAUGUACAACUUAAACAGCCAGUCUCCUUCAGUAAGGCAACAGAUAGUUUCUUUACUGAGAAGGUUAUUUUGUUGGAUACAAGAAAGUUCACAGGUGCUUUAUAAGUUGGAGCAAAAUAAAACCAAGCAAGAGUUACUUGAAAACUCAAAAAGGCAUCCUCUGGGGAUUUUGCAGCAAUAUAAAGAUUUCAUGUCAUCGUGUGACAGAGUUUGUGAGGUACUGUUUCCUGGUUCAUUACACCCAACCAGAUUUUCUGCACUAAAGAUUUAAGGAACAAUAGCAGAAAUAUUUUCUCUUCCAGAAGGCCAGGCACAAGUUUUUCAGUUUUAUCAGGACAUUUAUUCUACUCUUGUCCAAACUUUGAUCCGGUGUUUUGCCAGUACUUUUAAAGAAGUAAAAGUUCUGGCAUCUGGGCUUUUGAUGAAACUACAUGAUGUUGCAUUUAAUUUACAGAUAUGUAAUGAAAAACAGUUUAAAGGGAAUAAUUUUGUGAAAGGUGAAUGUUCUGUAUUACAGCAGUUAUUUAUCAAGCUUUUCCUGUUGAGUAUUGAAGAAGAAAUAUUUCAAGCUAAAAAGUCUCUGCUACAAGCAGCAGCAUCAUUCCCAACAUAUGGGAGAGUGCAUUGUAUAACUGGGGCUUUGCAGCAAUUGAUCCAUGUUAACUUGAAAUUGGUAGCUGAAUGGAAGGAAAUCGUGGCCAGGCUCAUUUUGAUGUCAUACAAACUCUCUGCUGUAGUAUCACCAGUAGUGCAAAGAUCAUCACCAGAUGGACUUAUUCCAGUGGAUAGUGAUCAAGAAAGUGUAGGCUGUCUGGAGAUGAUUCUGCAUGAGAUACAACCCCAGGACAUGAAUAAUUAUUUUAUGCAAGCAAAAAUUUUAAAAGAACACUGCAAAGCAGAGGCUGAAAAGCUAGCUGACCACGGGCCAGUGGAAAAUAGUUGCACAAAAAUGAGAGGUAAAGAAAGGGAAAUCUGACGUAUCACAGCUCAAAUGAGUCUUGUGUGUUGCUGGAGAAGCAUGAAGGAAGUGUCUCUGCUCUUAGGGACUAAACUUUUGCCUUCACAGGCUACAUCUGAACUUUCAGAUGGGUUGAUUACUGUAGAAUAG